AAAGCUACAUAUAGAGUUACUCUUCCUUGCAACUCAGUGGCCUCUUUGUUGAUUGGCUUGGUCAUGAAGAGCUUACUCUUGGUCGUUGUGGUCCUUGUCUUGCUCUCCUAUGUUCCACCAGUUACAAGUGGACCGAAUAUAUUCAUAAGAAGAAUCUUUUCUACAUGCUGGCGAUUGAAAGGUGCUUGCAAGAAAAAAUGUGGAGGAAGUGAAAUAUAUCACAUACUUUGUGAUUCUGAACGUCUGUGCUGUAUAGUGAAAAAUGAUUUACCUAUAUUGGUUGGGAGAUAGUUAUGAGUAGCUGAAGGCUGAUUUGGUUUUGAGAACCCAGAUCCUUACUGGUUGCACCAUCCUGUUAAAAUGAUGGCUUUAGCCUAUCGGAGUUUUUUGUAUCUAUUGUGUUAUUCUUUACAGUAGCUCCUAGAAAA
Molecule: messenger RNA, 428 nt
Organism: Tupaia belangeri chinensis (Chinese tree shrew)
Lineage: Eukaryota; Metazoa; Chordata; Mammalia; Scandentia; Tupaiidae
Gene: DEFB135
Product: defensin beta 135
Exons: 2
Coding region: 64-291 (75 amino acids)
Biological process (GO): innate immune response
Cellular component (GO): extracellular region
Source: RefSeq, a predicted model, not a curated record